GAUUGGCUCCCUGCUGGCCUGGCGGCCCGCCUCGGUGAAUAAGCUGUUGCAGCUGCACUCUGAAAACAGCGAGCGGAGGAGGUGCUAUCAUAAUGUAAUGUAAAGUUGAAGCUGGGUUGUGUGGAGGACUAAAAAGUUGUUUAUUGUAGUCUACAGUCGGCGGACCCUUGGAGCUUUGAUUGCACUCGGAAUCACACAAACCUGGGAGAAAUGUAGGCAGGUUUCGGCCGCUUUUGUCGUUGCUACACGAUGGAGGAACCUGCAACGAGAGAGUUUGAGAUGUCCCAGUCAGACGGGGCUUCUGACGACGACAUGCCCUCAACGUUACCCACAGAGGGCAGCCACAGCGGGAGCAUCCGCAAGGGAUGUGAUCCUUUCGCCCAGACUCAGCGUAGUAAACUGCAGCACCGGCGAGCUCGCAUCAACCAGCAGAUCAACAAGGAGAUGAGAAUGAGAGCCGGAGCAGAGAACCUGUUCAGGGCAACGACCAACAACAAGGUGAAGGAGACGGUGGCUCUGGAGCUCAGCUUUGUCAACUCCAACCUGCAGCUGCUCAAAGAGGAGCUGGAGGAGCUCAACAGCAACAUGGAGGUCUACCAGACAGACAGUGAGGCCGUCAACGUUCCCAUGAUCCCACUCGGAUUAAAAGAAACCAAAGAGGUGGACUUCACAGUCUCCAUUCAGGACUUCAUCUGUGAGCACUACGGAGAGGACAGCUCCCUCUACGACGAGGAGAUCAAGGAGCUUAUGGAGCUCAGACAGGCCAUGCGUACGCCGAGUCGUAACCAGGCAGGCCUGGAGCUACUGGUAGAGUACUACAACCAGAUGUACUACCUGGACCAGCGCUUCUUCCCCCUACACAGGAACCUGGGGGUGCACUUCCACUGGUACGACUCUCUGACAGGCGUUCCGUCGUGUCAGCGUACGUUGGCCUUCGAGAAAGGAAGCGUGUUGUUCAACAUCGGCGCUCUGUACACACAGAUUGGAGCUCGGCAGGACCGUUCUGCCACAGCUGGCAUAGACAAAGCUGUGGACGCCUUUCAGAGAGCUGCAGGUGCGUUUAAUUACCUUAAGGAGAAUUUCUCCAACGCUCCGAGUCUGGACAUGAGCAGCCCGUCGCUUUGCAUGCUGGUCCGGCUGAUGGUUGCCCAGGUGCAGGAGUGUGUGUUUGAACGUGUCACGCUCACCACACAGGACACACACUUCACUUCCCAGCUGCGUCUGGCACAAGAGGCUGCAAGGGUGUCAGACGUCUACCUGUUAGUGCAGCAGACCAUGACGCAGCCUCUGAUGAAGGACUAUGUGCCGUUUUCUUGGGCGUCCAUGGUCCAGGUCAAAUCCGAACACUUCCGUGCCCUCUCACACUACUACGCUGCCGUUGCACUUUGCGACCACACGAUGUCUGCUGAGGAGGAGGAGGCGGCUGAUGAGGAAGCAGAGAAGGCUCUCCUCCAGUUCUACAUCAACGUCCCCGCAGGACCACCGCUCAGCCAGGUUUUACGAGACCCUGAGAAAAGACGAAAGCUUGGUAAAGCUCACCUGCGGCGUGCCGUGAUCAGACACGAGGAGGCCAUGCGUGUCCACAGUCUGUGCAAGAUCCUGAGGAAGAUGGACAUCCUGCAGGACGUCCUGUCUCUUGCACACAAACGCUCUUUGGACAAGUACUCAGAACUGGACAGAGAGGACGACUUCGAUGAAACCGCUGAGGCUCCAGAAAUCCAGUCUCAAACCCAUCAGAAACCAGAAAUCACUCCACCCAACUUCUCCACAGUCCAAGUCACCGAUAUCUUCCACAGACUGGGGCCCCUGUCUGUGUUUUGUGCGCGGGCUCGCUGGGGUCCCGUCCACGUGAUCCGUCUGCAGAGGGGGGAGGAUGGACUGGGUCUCACGCUCAGAGGAGACUCCCCCGUCCUGGUGGCUGGAGUGGUGCCUGGAGGCUGUGCAGCGGAGGCGGGACUAAGAGAAGGAGACUACAUAGUAGCAGUGGACGGACAGGACUGUAAAUGGGCCAAACAUGGCGAGGUGGUCCACAUGCUAAAGAGCUGCAGUGACAGAGGGGUGGAGCUCAGUGUGGUCACCUUACACUCACAUGACACACAGGUGGAGAGGAGAGCCGUCAUGCUGUCCCACAGCAGCGAUAAAGAAAACACUCGACAGCGUCUGCUGGGCGGAGCCAAGGGCCAGAGCUCCGCCUCCUUGUUGAACUGGAACAGGAAAAAGAAGAGGGAAGGCAGCGGCGUCACCAAGAGACUCGGGAGCACUUUCAGUUUGUCGUUUGGAAGCAUCCGAGACACCGAGGCCAUGUACUGAGGCAGGACUGCAGAGGAAGUACUCAGGGAAUCUCAGCCAUGAAGCACGUGGCACAGACUGACAGCAGUGCAGCACCAAGAAACACCAGCAGGGGGUGCUCUGGUGGAAUAAACACUCGCAAAGUUCAACCCAGCAAAAACAUGCUACAGCGCAGUCAUGUAGCAUGUAGCUUUUUGCUAAUUUACUGUUGCUUCUGUGAAGGUUUUGAGUUGAGCUUUCCUGCCUCAGUAUGCUGUGCUGUGCUGCCUUGUAGGGACGCUUCACCAUUAAAAAAAGCCGCGACAGCACCGGGGUCGCUGCUGAGGUUCAUUAUCACCAAUUUACUGACACCUUACAGCCAAUCAGAAUCCAGUAUCCCCUCAGCCCUUGGUGUAACUGAAUAACUGAGAGGGUAAAGCAGCAAAAAAACAAGCCCCAUACUUUUUGUGUCUUACUAUCCCCAAUGGUCUGAUUUACAGAAAACGGUGACCUGCUAAACCACUGAAGUGCUCCACACACCAUCACAGACCUUUUGACGGAUUUCAGUUUGAGGUCGAUUCAUCCUCAGUUCAGUGAAAUAUUUGUUUAGUUCUGUCAUUUUUAGAUGAUUUAAAGAGCACUACAGAGUUUUGUUUUUUAAACGCACUGUGAAUAUUGGAAAGUAGAAAUCUCCCAUCAGUAAUGUAGUGAUGAGCUGAUGCUUCAACAAUGAACACGAGGUUGUGUGCUGCAUGUUACACUCAGAUAGUUUUCAUAGAACUGUAGCACAUUAUUAGUCUGACUGUAUGAGGUUUGUGUGAUGGGUGGUCCAUAGAGUACAGAAAGCCAGAAGGGACAAACACAAUGACUUCUCAUUAAGCUGUACUUUUUAGUAAAUGUUGUCAGUGUGUCCCGUUCAAAAUCUGUCAAAGAUCAUUUAAAUUUGCCCAAAAUUGUCAGGUCGUAGUAACGGAAACUGGAUUUUUUGUGUUUGACUCACCAUAUGAAAAUCUAUGACAAAACAGAAUUUUGUUAUAGAUUUUCAUGUGGUGAGUCUCCAAACGUCUCCAGAUGUCUUUCAAACAUUGAGAAGAAAUGGAAAGAAAAGGAAAACAUUUCUCUGAGGCUGUUCUGUAAAUAUGUGAAAGUAACUUCUGGUUUGAAGGAAACAAAUGUGUGUGUGUGUGUGUGAGAGAGAGAGAGAGAGAGUGAGUAAAUAUUUGUGUGUUUUGCUUUGUUUUUUUACUGGUUAUCUGACCGUCCCUGAAUGACAUUUGGGGAUUUGCACAGUAUUUUUUCCAUGUAUAAAUACAGUAAGAGUGACUGAGCA
Messenger RNA from Scatophagus argus, 3598 nucleotides. It is a transcript of the gene rhpn1, whose product is annotated as rhophilin, Rho GTPase binding protein 1. Bases 250 to 2310 code for a protein of 686 amino acids. The record is from RefSeq and is a predicted model, not a curated record. NCBI's taxonomy places the organism in Eukaryota, Metazoa, Chordata, Actinopteri, Scatophagidae. Gene Ontology annotation, molecular function: protein binding. The transcript is spliced from 16 exons. Gene Ontology annotation, biological process: negative regulation of stress fiber assembly; signal transduction.